Choloepus didactylus (southern two-toed sloth) is the source of this 3517-nucleotide messenger RNA. RefSeq names its product phospholipase A2 group IVB (gene PLA2G4B). The record is from RefSeq and is a predicted model, not a curated record. The coding region runs from base 20 to 2476 and encodes 818 amino acids. Gene Ontology annotation, biological process: glycerophospholipid catabolic process. NCBI's taxonomy places the organism in Eukaryota, Metazoa, Chordata, Mammalia, Pilosa, Megalonychidae. The transcript is spliced from 20 exons. Gene Ontology annotation, cellular component: cytosol. Gene Ontology annotation, molecular function: calcium-dependent phospholipid binding; calcium ion binding.
CACCCCGGAGUUUGAACACAUGCCGCCUGCUGGCUGGGGGUCCAGCUCCAGAGAAUCCCGGGAUGCCGUCAGGAGGACCAGGAAGUGCCAGGCAGGUGUGGCUGAGGAUUCCCAGGAAGUUGCCCCGCAGGCAAGAGUGCCUGGGACCUGUCUGCUCACCAUUCGCAUCCUGCAGGCCCAUGACCUGCCCUCCAAGGACCUAGUGACCCCCUCCGACUGCUACGUGACUCUGUGGCUGCCCACAGCCUCCAGCCACAGGUUCCAGACACGCACGGUCAAGAACAGCAGAAGCCCCAUCUGGAAUCAGAGCUUUUACUUCCGAAUCCACAGGCAGCUCAAGAAUGUGGUGGAACUGAAACUCUUCGACCAGGACCUGUUGACCAAAGAUGACACCAUAUUGUCAGUGCUGUUUGACACAGGGACCCUGCGGGCCGGGGAGUUCCGGCGGGACAGCUUCUCACUGAGUCCUCAGAGUAAGGAGCGGCUGGAAGUUGAAUUUCGGCUACAGAGUCUAACAGAAUGUGCUGAGCAGCUCGUCAACAAUGGCAUCCUGGUGGCCCGGGAGCUCUCCUGCUUGCACGUCUGGCUGGACAAGGCAGAGCACCAGAAGGAGUCAGAGGGCAGAGUUCAGCUUGUGGUUCCCGGGUCCUGGGAAGGUCCACAGGAGGCCUCCAUCGGCACUGGUUCCUUCUGCUUCCACUGCCCAGCCUGCUGGGAGCAAGAGCUGAAUAUUCAUCUCCAGGAUGCCCCCCAAGAGCAACUGAAGGUGCCACUCCGGGCCGUACCCUCCGGCCAGCUGGUGAGGCUCGUCUUCCCUACAUCCCAGGAGCCCCUGAUGAAGGUGGAGCUGAAAAAAGAAGAUGGGCUGAGGGAGCUGGCCGUGCGGCUGGGCUGCGAGCCCUGCGCUGAGGAGCGGGCCUUCCUGAGCAGGAGGAAGCAGGUGGUGGCCAAGGCUCUGCAGCAGGUCCUGCAGCUGGAGGGAGACCUGCAGGAGGAUGAGAUCCCAGUGGUAGCUGUAAUGGCGACUGGCGGUGGGAUCCGGGCCAUGACGUCCCUGUAUGGGCAGCUGGCCGGCCUGAGGGAGCUGGGCCUCUUGGACUGCAUCUCCUACAUCACAGGGGCCUCAGGCUCCACCUGGGCCUUGGCCAACCUGUAUGAGGACCCAGAGUGGUCUCAGAAAGACCUAAAGGGACCCACUGAGUUUCUGAAGACCCAGUUGACCAAGAGCAAGCUGGGCGUGCUGGCUCCCAGCCAGCUGAGGCGGUACCGGGAGGAGCUGGCUGAGCGAGCCCACCUGGGCCACCCGACCUGCUUCACCAACCUGUGGGCCCUCAUCAACGAGGCGCUGCUGCAUGAUGAGCCCCAUGACCACAAACUCUCAGAUCAGCGGGAGGCCCUGAGUCACGGCCAGAAUCCUCUGCCCAUCUAUUGUGCCCUCAACACCAAAGGUCAGAACCUGACCACCUUUGAAUUUGGAGAGUGGGUCGAGUUCUCCCCCUAUGAGAUUGGCUUCCCCAAGUAUGGGGCCUUCAUCCCCUCUGAGCUCUUCGGCUCCGAGUUCUUCAUGGGGCGGCUGAUGAAGCGGCUCCCGGAGUCCCGCAUCUGCUUCCUGGAAGGUAUCUGGAGCAACCUGUAUGCAGCCAGCCUCCAGGACAGCCUAUACUGGACCUCGGAGCCCAGCCAGUUCUGGGACCACUGGGCUCAGAAUCGGGCCACCUUGGACAAAGAGCAGGUCCCCCUUCUGAAGAUAGAAGAACCACCCACAGCCUCUGGCAGGAUUGCUGAGUUUUUCACCGACCUUCUGACGUGGCGCCCACUCGCCCAGGCCACCCACAAUUUCUUGUAUGGCCUCCAUUUCCACAAAGACUAUUUCCAGCAUCCUCACUUCUCUACCUGGAAAGACACCAAAUUGGACGGCCUUCCCAACCAGCUGACGCCUGCAGAACCCUACCUUUGCCUGCUGGAUGUUGGCUACUUUAUCAACACCAGCUGCCCGCCCCUCCUGCGGCCCACACGGGAUGUGGACCUCAUCCUGUCGCUGGACUACAACCUGAAUGGAGCCUUUCAGCAGCUGCAGCUUCUGGGCCGGUUCUGCAAGGAGCAGGGGAUCCCGUUCCCACCCAUCUCGCCCAGCCCGGAGGAGCAGCUCCAGCCCAGCGAGUGCCACUUGUUUGCAGACCCCGAGUGCCCAGAGGCUCCUGUCGUGCUGCAUUUCCCUCUGGUCAAUGACUCCUUCCGGGAGCACUCGGCCCCUGGGGUCCGGCGCACACCCGAGGAGAAGGAGGCUGGGGAGGUGAACCUGUCUUCCUCCGACUCCCCCUACCACUACACGAAGGUGACCUACAGCCCAGAGGACGCGGACAAGCUGCUCCUCCUGACGCACUACAACAUCUGCAACAACCGGGAGCGGCUGCUGGAGGCACUGCGCGAGGCUGUGCAGAGAAGAAGGCAGCGCGGGCCGCCCAAGCCCGAAUGAGCCCCGGGAGCCAGGAGCCCUGUGGCCUCGGCCGGCCCCGCCCCAGAUGCUUCCAGGCUCACUCCAGGUCUGCUCUGCAGCUGGUGCUGCAACCAUCACCACCACCCAGCGCUCCAGGGCGUCUGGGGCUUGGAUGGGCCAGUCAUGUCCAGUCCUGAGGAGCUCCACCAAGGGUAAGCCCAGAACUGCCCCAGAUGUGGUGCUGAAGCCGCCAGCAAACCCGGCACUGGGUCCCAUUUGAGCACCAAAGCCCGGGCAGCUGGUAGACUGGGCCCCUCCCUCCUUCAGCAGGCCAGGAGGGAGGCAGAGUACCCUCACCGCUGGGCCCUGGGUCCCCGUGGAGUGGGAAGGACUUGGGGUUCAGAGGUUCUGUGGCAGCCCAGGAGCGGGAGGGGGCUGGAGGGAAGGGUGGCUGGAACCCAGAUCAUAUUUGUGGAAGUCAAAGCCCCGUGACCUGUGUUUGUCCUUCUUUCCUUGCUACUGUGAGUGGUUGUACAGUGUGAAAUAGAGCACUUUAUAUUACAGAGGCUCAUACAAAUAUGAAGCUUUCUCUGUGCUUAUCUGCCAUUGCUGCUAAGAAGACGCCGGCCAUUCCAGGCUCUUGGUUGCGCAUUGCAAGGCUGGUUUAAAAAGCAAAGCAACAGAAUGUCUCCCAGGUACCUCAAAGAGCUGAUAGUCAGCAGGGGUAUCCCCUGGAGAGCGGAGCACUUGGCUUACGUCCCUGGUGCCCUGCGCUUGGUGCCACCCUUUCCCAGCAGGGAGGAAAACGUUAGAGGAAGUCAGCUUGGCCUGGAGGUCUCUGUUGCCAUAACCUCUGGCCCUUCUCAGCUGGGCAGACUCGCCAGCAAUGGCAGCCAACACACCUGUCCUCUUCACCCAGCCAGGGACUGUGGGGUGAGGCCAAGGACUAAGUCACAGGGCUGCUUCCAGCCACGCCUGGGGCCAGAUGAGCCAAAGAAAGAGACCAGCACUGUUUUAAUUUCCUGGCUACUAAAGCAAAUACCAUGCAAUGGGCUGGCUUAAACAAUGGGAAUUUAUUAG